UUCCGCCUGGGAUCGCCCAUUCCCCUCCUCUUCUCCCAGCCCCCUCCAUCCAUUUGGCAGGGGAAGGAACAAAAGGUCCCGGUCCCCCGGAUCUGUCGGGGCCGGACCUGGCGCCUCGGUGCAGGGUAGAUUCACAAGGUGGUUUCAGUGUGGAUUGCUGCUUUGGUUACGAGCAUGUCGUCCAUCUUGCCGUUCACCCCUCCAGUGGUGAAGAGGCUGCUGGGGUGGAAGAAAUCUGCUGGUGGCUCUGGGGGAGCAGGUGGAGGAGAGCAGAAUGGACAGGAAGAGAAGUGGUGUGAGAAAGCAGUGAAAAGUCUGGUGAAGAAGCUAAAGAAAACAGGACGAUUAGAUGAGCUUGAGAAAGCCAUCACCACUCAAAAUUGUAAUACUAAAUGUGUUACCAUACCAAGCACUUGCUCUGAAAUUUGGGGACUGAGUACACCAAAUACGAUAGAUCAGUGGGAUACAACAGGCCUUUACAGCUUCUCUGAACAAACCAGAUCUCUUGAUGGUCGGCUUCAGGUUUCCCAUCGAAAAGGGUUGCCACAUGUUAUAUACUGCCGAUUAUGGCGCUGGCCUGAUCUUCACAGUCAUCAUGAACUCAAGGCAGUUGAAAACUGCGAAUAUGCUUUUAAUCUGAAAAAGGAUGAAGUUUGUGUAAAUCCUUAUCAUUACCAGAGAGUUGAGACACCAGUUUUGCCUCCGGUGUUAGUGCCCCGGCAUACUGAGAUUCUAACAGAACUACCACCUCUGGAUGAUUACACCCACUCCAUUCCAGAAAACACUAAUUUCCCAGCGGGAAUUGAGCCACAGAGUAAUUACAUCCCAGAAACACCACCACCUGGAUAUAUUAGUGAAGAUGGAGAAACAAGUGAUCAGCAGUUGAACCAAAGUAUGGAUACAGGCUCUCCAGCUGAACUGUCUCCUACUACCCUAUCUCCUGUUAAUCAUAGCCUUGAUUUGCAGCCAGUUACCUAUUCAGAACCUGCAUUUUGGUGUUCAAUAGCCUAUUAUGAAUUAAACCAGAGGGUUGGAGAGACUUUCCAUGCAUCACAGCCCUCACUCACUGUAGAUGGCUUUACAGAUCCAUCAAAUUCAGAGAGGUUCUGCUUAGGUUUACUUUCCAACGUUAAUCGAAAUGCUACAGUAGAAAUGACAAGAAGACAUAUAGGAAGAGGAGUGCGCUUAUAUUACAUAGGUGGGGAAGUUUUUGCUGAGUGCCUAAGUGAUAGUGCAAUCUUUGUGCAAAGCCCCAAUUGCAAUCAGAGAUACGGCUGGCACCCUGCAACAGUGUGUAAAAUUCCACCAGGUUGUAACCUGAAGAUCUUUAAUAACCAGGAAUUUGCUGCUCUUCUGGCUCAGUCUGUUAAUCAGGGUUUUGAAGCUGUAUAUCAGUUAACUAGAAUGUGCACCAUAAGAAUGAGUUUUGUAAAAGGUUGGGGAGCAGAAUACAGAAGACAGACAGUAACAAGUACUCCUUGCUGGAUUGAACUUCAUCUGAAUGGACCUCUACAGUGGUUGGACAAAGUAUUAACUCAGAUGGGAUCCCCUUCAGUGCGUUGCUCGAGCAUGUCGUAAAGCUUCAUCAUCAAUCAAGUUCCAUCAAAAGACUUAAUGUAACAACUCUUCUGUCAUAGUAUUUGUUGUUUGGUCCCCAUGGACUCUUUGCUAUCCAAAAAAUCCAGAGAGAAAACAGCACUUGAGGUCUCAUCAAUUAAAGCACCUUGUGGAAUCCUUUCCUAUGUUUGAAUAUUAGAUGGGAAAAUUAGUGUCUAGAAAUGCCCUCCCAAAAAGGGGAAAAAGAAGAUUUAAAGACUAAGGAUAUCUUGUUGGGCCUAAGACUGAGUGUCCCAAAGGUUUAUAAUACAGUAGUAGUUAUGUGUACAGGUAAUGGAUCAUGACCCAGUAUCGCAGUAUUGUGCUGUUUAUAUACAUUUUUUUAGUUUGCUUAAAUGAGGGGUGUGUGUGUUUGUAUGUGUGUGUGUAUGUGUGUGUGUAUGUGUGUGUAUGCGUGUGCUGCUUCUUGACCUUAGGCAAGCCUUUAUAAAGUUACAGUACCUACUCUGUUAUUCUCACUUAUCCGUUAUUUUUGUGUCUUUUUUAAUAUAUAAUAUAUAUAUCAAGAUUUUCAAAUUAUCAUUUAGAAGCAGAUUUUCCUUGUAGAAAAACUAAUUUUUCUGCCUUUUACCAAAAAAUAAACUCUUGGGGGGAAGAAAAGUGGAUUAACUUUUGAAAUCCUUGACCUUAAUGUGUUCAGUAGGGCUUAACAUUCGUUCUUUCUGUGUUUGUUUAUUUACUGGCAAAUCUUACUGUAGAGAUACCUUGCUGACAACUUUUCCCAAGCCUCUUUUCUUCAUCCCACUUUUGUUCUGAUACCAAAACAGUGCAGCGUGACAUCAUCAUCAGUAAUAGUUGCGCUAAUAGCCCCUGGCACCAGUUAACUCUGGGACCAGUAAAAGUUCGUAUGGACUAAGUCUCCUUGACUUGCAACCAGAUAAUAACUGACUUGUAUAGCCUAUCAGUCUACUGACUUAACCUUCCACUUCAUAAAAAAUACACAAGUGACAGUGUAAUUGUUUUCAGGGAUAUGCUAGAAUUACUUCAGUAUAUUUAUCCUUUUUAAAAAGCCAAUCUAGUAAUAAAGUACCCUUUUUUAAAAGGUAUUUAAAAAUAUUUCAGUAGUAGACCUGCUCUCUGAUUUGAGGAGCUUCAUUUGACUCAGUUACCAGAUUGUAUUAUGAAAUGGACCUUUUAUAAUGUAAUUCCAUAAAAAUCCCUAGAAAAGUUAUGCUGAGGUAUGAUCAGCAGAUAAGGGCCAUCUGUUUUUAAAGUAUGUUGUAUUCAGUUUAUAAAUAGGAUGCUGUUUUGCAUAAUUAAGAAUUUAGAAUUUUAAAAAGUGGGAGAAAAGCAAGUAAGUUUUUUUUAGCAUUUACUUCCCUGCAGUCUGACCUGUUCCUAACUCUUCCUAGGUAUGAGGUUGGCUUCAUGCACUGCAGUGAGAAGAUUCCAGCAGCUCUGUUGAUAGACCAUUGUUGCAAAUAAUUAUGUCUAAUGUUGACUCAUGACAGUGUAAACAUUUCUUCUUGUUUACAUCUCAGUAGAAUAACCACUCCUGAUCUCGUUUUCGUGAAUUUUCAUACUUUUGGAGAUAGAUACUUUUGGUACUUGUUCUUUGAAACCAUAUUUACCUGUAUGUACAGGUUUCAUUUUUGAUACUUUUUUUUCAGCAUUUGGUUGUUUCCUAUUGUAUACUUUUCCAUUUUCAUAUAUUUGUGUGUAUAUGUAUGUGUUCAUGUGAAUUUGGUAUAGUAAUUUUUUAUUCAUUCAAUGAAUAUUUAUUGUUCACCUGUUUUGUGCUAGGAACUUUCUUAGCCUUUAGAAGAAGGUGAACAAGACAGCUCAGCUCCUGCCUUUGCCAAGACAACAUUGAUCAAACCUGUAAUCGUCUUAUGUGUCUAUGAAGGAGAUAAACAGGGUUCUGUCUAGAGACUAGCAGCUAACAUGAUGCUUCAGGUAGGACAUUGAGAAGGCCUCUGAGGAAGUGAUGCUUGAGCUAACAUCUGGUCUAGAAGGAGCAAGCCAUGUGAAGAGCCAAGGGAGAUUAGCACUCCUGGUGAAGGGGACAGCAUCAAACACAAAGGCUCAUGCUAAAAGUAAUUCACUAUUAAGUGGUCAUGCUUUAUACAGAAACCUCUACACAAAACCAAACUUGAAGAUCAGAAUAGUGCUACAGUUUAUUAUGUUGAAGGUGGCCUUAUUUUGUGAUACGCUGUUUCAUGUCAUUCUUAUUAAUAAAUUCUCUGCCUGAAACCUUUGCUAGAAAAAUUUCCUAUUUGCACCAGGCCAAUACCACUUAAUUAAAAAACCCUUUCUUGCGCAAAUUUUCACCAACUUGUGACCUGCUGCUUACUUCCAGACUUCUUGUUUCUCACUGAUUGUUACUUCCACUGACAGUGUGUAAGUUAUUUCCCAGGUAUUACCACCUUCAAGCCUGCUGGCCGUCUCAGUGGAGGAUCUGUCCUUCAUUGGAAGUUUUGAUGUACUUGAGAACUUGUACUGAUAUUGAAAACACCGUUGUAUUGAGCAGUUGAUUUCAUCGUAGUGGUGAUUAUGUUUGUGUGAAUAUGUUUAAUGAUCAUAUUUGCUCUUUUAAUGAGAUACUGGUUUUUGUAUUAUAUUUUUUCUACUGUGGCUGAAUUUUUUUUUUUCCCCUUUCAUUUUCUAGGAAUAGUUUUUAUUCCCAAUGAUAGUGUCUCCUCUCUGUUGAUUUUUGUCUUGAUUGAAGUUAGCAACAUGAUUUGGGAUUUACCCUUCAUAGCCCUGUGAUGUCCUUCAUGUAGUACCUCAGAACUGAAUGGCCAUGCUGGUGUACCAUUUCUAAGGUGAUUUAGGAGGUGUCUUCCCGAUGGCUCCACAGAGGCACUAUGGAGCUGGCCUAGUAGGACUUGGUAGCUGGUGGAGUGGAGUUCCACAUAAUAUUUCUUCUGAAAAAAGUUUUAUUGCCUUUUAAAAAUAUGUUUUGUAAAUUCUUUAGAAUUAGAGUAGAAACAUCUAACAGGAUUUAGUGCCAGUCUUUUGUGCUAAUUUCACCAUAUUAAAAUUUUCUUGAUAAGAUCUGAUUCACACAUUAUAUACUGGUAUACAUUCACUCAACCAGUGGACACAAUGAUGCCUGUUGUCUAGUAUGGCCCUCAAGCAUAUCUUAGUCCUGUGAGCAUAUACUCUGCCCUCAGGACAUGUUGCCCAAUUUUUCUGGAAAGCUAAAUCUUCUCAUUCUACCCUAGUACUUUGUAUUCUGAGUAUAUUUGCAGCUUAUUUAAUAUCUAGUUGUAUUUUUUACUUUAACCAUAUGCAGUUUGUUUCAUUCAUCUGCCUUAUAAACAUUGUCAGAUUUUUCCUUUUGUUAAAAUUAUUUUAAUUUACUUGAUUUGUGCCUUUGUUGGUUUCAUCAAGACUAAGACUUUGAAGAUGCAGAAAAUCAGUCUAGUCUCUUGCUAGUUGAAACAAAUAAAAGAAAGUAUAUGCCCAGUUGGUUUCUCUACCUCUUCUAAAAGCUGCCCAUAUAUACCCUUAAAAAUCUAUCCUUUUUAAAUUUACAAAAUACUUGCAGCAAUUAUUCUUUAUUAGGGCCUCUCUUAGUUUGGAUUGGGAUGUUGAUAGUGGGAUUUAAAGCAACACAAGACGAUCUUCACUGUACUGAAAAAUCUGUAUUUAUAUAUGGUCUUUGCUUUAAAAACAGAACAUUCUUAUUUCCCCAUUUGCCCCUACACCAUGCCAUCUUCACAAGUAUCUAUCUCUAUCUGGACAUGAGCAACCAGGGAUCUUUUUUAUUACUCUGAUCUAAGGCAUUGAUGUUUAGAUGCCCAUUGUCUUUCAUGCUUUACUUAGAUGAAUCUUUUUUUAUAUUCCUCAACAGAAUUUUUUGCUCCUUCCCUUCUGACAACAUGUAUCCAAGUGGUACUUGCUGAUUACACUUUCCCCUGCCAGCCAUAUUUUGUGUGUGUACAUCAAAAUGUUUUUUUUUUUUUUUUCCCUCAGAACUUGACUGUUUAAAGGAAGAUUUUUUUUUUAAUUUUUUUUUAUUUUUUUUAUGCCAAGUCCUCAUUUCUUUACCAGGAAGGUCAAUACUCAGAUUUCACUUACCCCUUAAAAAUAGCUCAAAAUUCUACCUGGUUAACUGUCUUUGUGACUAGCAAGUAGCAAACUAGCAGACUUUUAGUUACCUUUAUAAUGGACUUUGCUGAUAUUUAAAGCCAGUGUUAGCCCUAUCCCACCCUGGGGCUUACUUAAUUUUUGUAUUUAGUACAAACAUCAUGGUAAUGAAUAUGGUCUCCAACCAGUCAGAAUCCUACUAUUGAGUUCCUUUUCUACCCUUGCAAGUUUUUGUGAGUAUUUUGUUCUUUCAGGCAAUCUCUCUUGGAGUGGAAUUCCUGUGUUUUACACCUCACAGCUAGGAAAUUGAACUAUAUUAGAUAAUCUCAUUGAUAGCCUUUAUGAUAAGAACUGAGCUCAUACAUGUGUUUAUGUAGGAACUGUUUUUAACUUGGAUAUUACAGCUAACUUUAUAUGUAAUAGAAUUCACAUUUUUUAGCAGGACAAAAAACUGUAUAUGAGUUUAUAAAUACAUAUACAUGCAGAAAAAUGGACAGAAGGGUCAUUGUAACAGUCAUGAAUGAUUCUGUUGUUUAAAUCUCAGAUCUUCCUAAUUUGCUUUCAGAUAUUUUCCUUUCAUCACAACCAUCAGUGUAAUUUUUUCUUUUAAUUCUGCCAGUUUUAAUUUGGCCAUUCAGUAAGUUGGCCAUUUUUAGGCAGCUUGACAAGAAUCCUAAGUUGAUUUAUCCACAACAGAUAAAGCUCUUCUGUCUACUCCUUCUCCAAAUUACUAAACAUUUAAUGGUUUCUGAAUGUAUUAACUUAGGGUUGAUUAUUGUUAGAUUACUCCUCACUUUAGUUCCCCUCUUUUCUUCCUAAGGUUGCUUAAGAUACUUGGGAAGUACCACCAGAAGCUAAUGAUAGCCUGAAAGAAGGUGGUUUCCAGCUUGACUUUAGCUAUGCCCAACAGCAUUGAGUUUCCCAAGGUUCCUUUGGUCCUCCCUGACUCACAGGGGACUUAACUAGAGUAUUUUAAACUAAGGUGAUGUCAGUAUUAAUUGGUUUGCUGCCACAGGAGGCCCAGAGUAGAAUAAAAGUUUCACUACUGCUUGAUACACAUUAUCUUUUGAGAUACAGUGUCUUACAAUACAUGUGAGAGGGUUUGUAAUUUCACCUAGAGGAAUUUGAGGUAUUUAUUUUUUAAUUUCAUUCUGCCUUCCUAAUUUUUUUUUAAAUCUCUUGCCCAAAAUUUCCAGUUUGCUCUUUUUGAAUGGAUGGUCUUUCUAAUUAAAGACAUUUAUUGAAAAAUAAAAUCCAUAAUGUGUUCACUUAAGGAUAAAGUGAACAUUUAGAAUUAUAAUAGCUAAAUCAGAUAUAUUUUUCCAUUUCAUAAUCAACUCUUCUUCCUUUUCCCUGUGGCUUAAAUUUUUUGGCUAUUUUACAGUGUUAGUCACUAGGUAACUUGCCAUAUUUCUAGUUCUAUAUUAAGUUCUGCCCUUUACAAUGCUGUAGCAUAAAGUUGGUUCUUAACAUUUGUCUGUGGAAAUAGAAGCUUACUAAAGUCUCUUUUUUCCACUGAAAAUUUCCUUUCCUCAGUAAGUCCAUAAGAAAAUAGAUAUGCCACUGUUAUUAGUCACAUUCUCAGAUUGUUCAAGCUGAAAAGAAUUGUGCAGAGAAAGGAGAGGGAACAUUGCUGGUGAAUAUACGUCUUUACCUUAGGAAGAUAGUCAUUGUUGGUUUGUGUAACUGAUAUAAACAGGUUAAAUCAGGAAAAAAAUAAUUACCACAUUAUAGCGAUUAGAUGGUGUGCAUGAAUAUUUAAUUAAAAAGCAUUUCUUAGCAAAAUGCAGAACUCAGAUUGGGUAUUUCUUAGAGACCAGCUUUACCUCAGGCUUCAGUUUUGCUUUUCUGACCCUGACUUUUGAAGCAUAAAUAUUUGUGACUUCUUAUUAGUGAUAGUGAUGGUGUGACACUAAACAUUUUAUACAAGGGGAUAAAACAAGAAAAUUCGUAGAGAUUAAGAUGAAAGUAGUUCUUCAGUUGUUGAACUAGAUCAUAACAUUGUAGGCAAAAUAAAAAUGUGCAUAUCAGAGUAUUUUUGCCAUUCUCCCCCAAGGUCAGCCCUUCUGGUAGAAUACAGUGGAAAGUACCAUGAUUUGGGCUAUUUGUAAAUAUCUCCAGUUGGCCAUCUUUUUAACUAUAUAAAGCAAAGAUGUCGGCAGUAGCUGGUGGGUUGUUUUGUUGUGUGUUUUUUUUUAACCUUAAAAAGGAGUAUAGAAAGACAUACAAAACUUGAUUAUUUGUCUAGCUCUUAAAAAUCUCAAAGGUAUAGAGUGAAGUACUAUGUGACUAGACAAAGCCAGGUGGACUUUUGGAAGAUUAUCUGCAAACAGGUUUCAGUAGUGGACUUUGUUGUUACUACCCACUAAAUUUGCUUGGUUACUCACAAUUUUUUUUUUUUUUUAAAGCUAACACCUUUAAGGUGUUUCUGGACUUCUAGCCUUUUAGCAAGUUUGGAGGAACUAGCCGUCAGUUAGUGGGCUAAAAGAAUUUGGGGGCUGAUAUCCUUAAAAACGGCCUUAUGCUCUUGGACAUUUCUUUCGAUUAUGAGGGAGGGUUGAGUGGUGUUCUUAGGAUAGCCAACUAUUCUGGCAUGCUGGGGACUAAGGAAUUUCCUUUGGGGCCAGAGCCAGGGAAGCCCUAGGCCCCCUCCCCCCCAUUAAGAAUUGUCCCCCUUUGGUGUCCUCAUGAUUUACUCUCCCUGGUGUUGUCAUAGUUGUUGGCUAUGCUUGCUGCUCCAUGGCUGUCAAUAUGUUAGAUGCUGAGAUAGCUUUUCUCUUACUACUAUGGAUAGGACUUGAGAUUGUAACAGGCAGUGAGCCAAAACACCUACAUUGUAAUGAGACUUCGCACUUAGCAACCUAGGAAAUGGCACUGCAUUUUUAAUGAGAAAAGACAACUAGAUAGCUAGGCUCUUCACAAUCUGUAAGUGUAUCAGGUGUGAAACUUCACAAUAAACAAAAACAGUGUGGUUGUGGAUUUCUCUCAUAAGAGAAACAUAGCUUUUGAGGUCCUGACCUCUAUAAAUACCCCGUUCUGUCCUGCUCAAAAGGACAGAAUACAGUAUUAUAUUUCUUUUUGGUGACUGUUGUAUUGAAAUGAUCCCAUGCACCAGCCAAUCACAGGUGAAAGAUUGUGUGUCCUGACACAGGCUGCACUGUUUGCUCUCAAGUCUUACGUCCUCCCAUCCUGAAGGUGCUUACUAGCUAGAACACCAAGCUCAGGAGCCAAGGGUUUCCUAAGAAGGCAUCGAUGUUGUGAUGCAACAUGGUGGAUGCAGACUGUUCUUGUUCCCCACUGGUAGUCUUCAGGGGCUGCAUCCUCUGCACUGUGAUGAUGUGUUCUUUGUAAGCCUUCUUCCUAUAACAGAAGAAUGAUGUGGUUCCUUUUUUGUCAUUAAACAAUGAGCUGAGGCUUUAUUACAGCUGGUUUUCAAGUUAAACUUGUGAAAUACUGAUUUCCUUCCCCUGCCCACACCAAAUAUUUUAGUCUAUUUAAAGUAUUAAAAAAAUAGUUCUACUUAAGAAAACAUUGCGUAAAUGUCCUGUGAUUUCUGGUCAAUUUUAUAUAUAUAUUUGUGUGCAUCUGUAUGUGCUUUCAUUUUUUACCUUGUUUGCUCUCUACCUGUGUUAACAGUAUUGUCGCCAUUGAAAGGUGAACAAUUUUCCUAGCAUUAAAAAAAAGCCAUUUGAGUUGUUUACCAUGUUA
This is a messenger RNA of Dipodomys spectabilis (banner-tailed kangaroo rat), 9360 nucleotides long. RefSeq names its product SMAD family member 2 (gene Smad2). Gene Ontology annotation, molecular function: I-SMAD binding; DNA-binding transcription factor activity, RNA polymerase II-specific; RNA polymerase II cis-regulatory region sequence-specific DNA binding. The record is from RefSeq and is a predicted model, not a curated record. Bases 175 to 1578 code for a protein of 467 amino acids. Gene Ontology annotation, cellular component: heteromeric SMAD protein complex. The transcript is spliced from 11 exons. Lineage: Eukaryota; Metazoa; Chordata; Mammalia; Rodentia; Heteromyidae. Gene Ontology annotation, biological process: cell differentiation; BMP signaling pathway; SMAD protein signal transduction.